Molecule: messenger RNA, 1330 nt
Organism: Coregonus sp. 'balchen'
Lineage: Eukaryota; Metazoa; Chordata; Actinopteri; Salmoniformes; Salmonidae
Source: the annotation of a GenBank genome assembly
AUGAUGACCAUGAACGGCAAGCAGCAUUUCUCUAUGCACCCGGUGCUGCAGGAGCCCAAAUACUCUGGCCUGCAAGCGAGUUCGGAAGGCAUGCGCAGAGUUUGUCUGCCUGCCCCGCAGGUAUGUUUCUCAGUCAAUUAUUUGAGGCACAACUGUAUGAACAAAUAUCAAUUUAAAACGUUUUAAGUGGUUCAGAAAGGACUUUGUUUUAUCCACUCUCAUACUCGUUAUUUCUCUCUCUCUCUCUCCCUCACAACCCCUCCCUCCCCCUCCCUCUCGUUCUCUCUCAUCCACAUGUCUAUUCAAGCAAAGCUGCUGCUUUCAUAUUAAUGUUUAUGACCUGUGCUUUGAGGAGGGUUCUCCCUGUGCUUAACAUUUAUUUGAAUCCUGAGUUGACAGAAUUCCCUACUGAUUCCAAUAUGCGCACUCUUGCUUCCAGCUCCAGGGCAAUAUCUUCGGUGGCUUUGAUGAGAGUCUACUGGCACGCGCGGAAGCUCUGGCGGCUGCUGACAUAGUCUCUCACGGCAAGAGUCACCAUUUCAAGCCAGACGUGACUUACCAUACCAUGAGUAGUGUCCCCUGCACCUCCAACUCCUCUACCGUGCCCAUCUCCCAUCCUUCCACCCUGACCUCUCACCAACACCACCACCACCUCAACCAGAGCUUGGAAGGGGAUCUCCUGGAUCACAUCUCGUCCAGUCUCUCAGUGAGCGGGAUGGGGGCUCCGGAUUCCUCUAUGAUGACCACGCACCAGCACCACCUCCAGACCAUGGGUCACCUCCACCAGGCUAUGGCCAUGGGUCAUCCGCACUCUCUAUCUGUGCACAACGGAAUGUCGUGUGUCAACGACGUGGAGUCGGAUCCUAGGGAGCUGGAAGCCUUCGCUGAGCGGUUCAAACAAAGGAGGAUAAAGCUCGGAGUGACCCAGGCGGACGUUGGCUCAGCCCUCGCCAACCUGAAGAUACCCGGGGUGGGCUCUCUCAGCCAGAGUACUAUCUGUAGGUUUGAGUCCCUCACCCUCUCUCACAAUAAUAUGAUUGCUCUAAAACCUGUCCUCCAAGCCUGGCUCGAGGAGGCCGAGGCUGCUUACCGGGAGAAAAACAGCAAGCCAGACCUUUUUAAUGGCAACGAAAGGAAACGAAAACGCACUUCGAUAGCCGCACCUGAGAAGCGCUCGUUGGAGGCAUAUUUUGCGAUCCAGCCCCGUCCCUCUUCGGAAAAAAUUGCUGCAAUUGCUGAAAAACUGGACCUUAAAAAGAACGUGGUUCGUGUGUGGUUUUGCAACCAACGGCAAAAACAGAAAAGGAUGAAAUAUUCUGCUGUGCAUUAG